Messenger RNA from Miscanthus lutarioriparius, 2439 nucleotides. Lineage: Eukaryota; Viridiplantae; Streptophyta; Magnoliopsida; Poales; Poaceae. The record is from the annotation of a GenBank genome assembly.
AUGCCUUCGUCCAUUGGAAAUGGCAACGCUGGGCAAGCGGCGGAGCUCGGCAGCAAGGACCGGACAUGGCAGAUGCGCAAGUACCUCCUGCUACUCGCCAUCCUGGUGGCGACGGUGACCUACGUGGCCGGUAUGGACCCGCUGGGGGGCGUGUGGCUGGAGACCGAGGACGGCCGCGCCGGCGACCCGAUCCUGCCCGACACCCGACCCAUCCGCAAUAAUGGUAUAUUGUUGGACGUGAAAUCAAAAGUCAUAGCAGAGAAGGGAACUUGCACAUUUAAAUGGCAUACAAGAGAUAAGGUUCAACAGGAAGACCGUAAGUCCGUACCGGCAACGGACGCCAUGAAGCUUGUGAUCCACAGGAGGUUCGACGAGUCCGAUGCUCGCUUCGACCGGCUCUUCGCCAGGCUGCAGCAGCCCGCACGCGGACGCGCUCCCUCCUCCUGCAACGACGACUCGGGCGCCGUCCCCGUCGAUGCGUUCGUCACCUCCACCGAACCCGACGUGCCGCUCAGCGCUGACCAGAAGCUCGUCCGGUACGGCCCCGUCAACACCCCCGCCUCCGAGUCGCUCCGCCCCGCGUCCGAGAAGGGCGUCUCCAUCGCGCUCGACGACGCUCCGCCGAUGAGGGAGCCGCAGGAUGCCGUCGAGGAGCUCCGCAUCGGCGCCCUCAAGCUGAGCGACGUCCUGGAGGACCGAGUCUGCGAGCUGGCUUCCUCCGACACGACCGCGCCUCCGCCGCCGACGGCGCGGAACUCAGUGCCCGCUCCGCCCUCCUCCCUACUCUCCGCGGAACAUCCGAAGCCAUCCUCCCUCGCGCCGCUGUUGCAGCCGGCUGUCGAGGCGGCGCGUCCUUCGCAUCCUCCUGCCAUCGUCGACAGGCCGUACCGCAUCGAGGCAAGACCUCCGCCUCCCGUCCACGACGACACUGCGGGGGAGGAGCUCUCGGGCACGAGCAUCGACCUCGGCCUUCAGCAGGUCGCCGAGGAGCUCGCGUCGCUGGAGUGCCAUGAGCUGGCGUCGUGCAACAUGCUCGGCCUGCUCGAGGACUCGCAGUUCUCCGACUUCUCCGAGACCGCACGGGAGCAAUGGGAAGCCACCGUGGUCCUCCGCGUCGGUGCCCACGAGCAGCGCGACGCCCCCAAGCUCGACUCCGAGGCCGAUCCGCCCGUGCAGAACCGCGUUUCCGUCGAGGACGAGAUCCCCAACCACCUCGACCGCGCCAACUCCAGCGCAGUCUCCCUGCACGUCCUCGACCGCCUCAGCCUCCUUCCCGACAUGCUCCUCGGCAACAUCGUCUCCCGCCUUCCCAUCAAGGAUGCCGCGCGCACGUCGGUACUCUCCCGCCGCUGGAGGCCUCUCUGGCGCGUCGCUCCGUUCGUGUCGCUGGUGCGCUCCGACCAGUUCGAGCGGAACGCCGUGCAGGACCUCUGCCGCCUCUACGAGCUUGGUGCCUCCCAGCUGAUGGUGCACCCUGGGAUGCCUCCAACGCUGCCCUCAAGGUGUUCGACACUCGGUGGCAACCGUAUCGAGUGCGCUCCCGAGGAGAAGCCGUUCGUGCACGUGUGCGUCACAGACACCGGACGUGCACGAGCUCGACCUAGACGUGCUCGUCUCCGCCGCGGGUAUGGAGCCCUUCGUACUCAAGUUGGACCGAGACGUGCUCGUCUCCGUCACCACCGCCGCACGUCUGGAGCACUGUGCGUUCGAGCUCCGUGGUUGCGCUGCGCCCGUAGUCUUUCCCAUGGUCGCGCACUGCAAGCUACCGACCAGCACGUCCGCAACAUCACAGAGGCGUCUACAGCAGCAGCUUCGACGAGAGCGAAGGAUCCUAUCACCACCAGCGCCCAAUUCAUCUCCAUCAUCAACGCCACCAUGGGCGCUCAUUGGGUGUCGGACGAAAUGCUAACUAGGUACAUCACCAACUUCACCCAUGCAUACUUGAUUGGUGUUGUGAUGCCAUGCUCUGCAUCUGAGACACAUGGUGUUCAGUGGGUGUUUGAGGGCCGGUUCUCUCAGAAUCCAGUGCAGUUUGUGAUACUCGGUGAUGAGGAUAUUGGUAAUCUUGAGGACCAUCAGCUGAUAGCUGAAAUUAGCAAGAGGGAUGUUGCUCCGAUUCAUUUGUUCAUGCGAGAUGGAGCAGGCUGGGUUGCUGUGCAGUACAGGCCUCCGUGGCCACCACCUCAUCAGCUUGAGAUGUUGAGAGAUGGUGUUCAACUCAGACCUACACCUUGGCCAUCCUUUACCUGUCUGACAACUUGGCGCAGUACAUGUUCAGUCCACGAGUGUCUGAUGCAGCUACUCUAUGGCGUGAUUAAUCGGGGGCUUACACAGUUUGAUUACACCUCUCUAUCUCAUGGAGAUGAGAUUUUUCAGCUCUAUGGUGCUCCUUCUGUCAAUACUACCAGUUCAGAAGCAUCACCAGUUGCUCAGUCCUGA